GGCGGAGGAGGAGGGAGCGUGUUGGACCCCGGUCCAGGGUGAGAAUCUCAUUGAGGCAGAGGUGGCUCCUUGGACAUUUUUCGUGGCUCUUCCCCACCCAGGUUUCCAUACCUGGAUUGUCAAUGAGGGCUCAUCUUCUCCAAUGGCAGUAAGACUUGUUUACUGGGGGUCUAGGUCUCAUGGACUAAUUGGCUCUUUUUCAGCAGGCCCCUACCAGAGAAAUCAUCCUGCUAUAUAACAAGAUUUGGUUUUAAAACUGUCCUGAAAUGAUUUAAAGCAGUGUCUCAAUGUGGCAUAAUCAGGCGGCAACACACAGCUUAAGGAUUUCCUGUUAAUCCCAUAGCAGCUUGGAGGAAGCCCUUUUCCGUCCAGGAGGACUUCAUGGUGAGCAGCCACUGCUGAUGGUGGAAGAUGAGUGUCCCAUUGGCUCCUAAGAAAUCAUGUUACACUCAGUUGCAGGACAACAGAAAGGGGGCGAAAAAUAACAAUGAAAGUCUCCUACAUGUGGGUGAUACAAAUGCCAAUCAAAUCAUGGUGGAGGUCAGUCCCUCCCAUGAUGAGUCUCACACGUGUGAUCUGACAGAUGGAACUGGAAAUGCAAAUUCACGUGCACCAGAAAAUAGUACCUAUCUCCAUAAGGAAUUUCACCCACUUCAGGGAAUUGGGAAGGGGUUGCAGGCUGGCCCCAGCAGCCUGAAAGAUUUUAAAUUCUCUUCAACUGUUCGCGGGGAAUUAAAUGAAGAGUGUACAGUGCAGAGAGGCACAGCUCUCCUGCAUACCUCUUGGACUGUCCAGGGACCAAGUCUGGCAGGAUGGAGGAAUGCUAUGGGUGAGGCCAGUCCAGAUGUUUUGACUCCAAGGGACACUGAAAUUCUCUGGCAUGCUCCCAAGGAUAAAUUGGCAAAGACUCUUGACAACGAGGAACUGAGAAGGCAUGCUUUGGAAAGGGCGGGCAGCUAUGGUGUUGCAGUGGAUAUGCUCACGAAGGAGCAUGCUGGGAGCCUGACUCCACAACGUUUACAGCCUUCCCCACUGGACUUCCCUGAAGCCCUGGGUCAUAUGCCCAAGCAUGGUGAGGGGCCACAGGAGACAGUGACAGCCCACCUCCCACAGACAGCUUUUCCUCCAGUGGACAUCAUCCCAGAGGGAAAGAGUGUGCAUCAUCCUAAACCAUCUACCUCAGAAACCAAGGAGACAACCUGCUUAGAACCACAGCUGGAGGGGGCGUGUACACCAGGAGUUAGCAAUGACAGCACUUCACGUUCUGCCCAUCCACAUUGUGCUCCGACUUCAACAUCCAAGGCAGUCCCAAGUAAGCCAGAAAUACACUUAGGUCAGGAAAAGGGAGAGCCCAGGCUGGAGCUGGAAUCUGGCCCACCCUGGGCCACACAGGAAUUAAUGUCAGCCCAGGCCGAGUGUCUGAGAUGCCCCACGGAAGAUGGUGUGUUAUUCCAAGAUGGAGAGGAGCUGGGUGGGGAAGCACAGCAAGAAGCCACCCCCAGGGCAGCCAGCAGUCUGCCCCACAGCAGCAUCCACCUGCUUGGUGGGGCAGGAGGCAGGAGUGUGCAGGACAAGAAUGCCGUCCAUAUGGGAGAGCAGUGUUCUCUUCAGAGCACCCCCAGACCUGGCCCUGCUUCCUUGCAAGCUGCUGAUAAUCAGCCCCUUGGCAAAAUUUCACCAAGCACACCUAGGAAACUGGGUGAAGCUUCACACAGCAGCAUGUCACCAGGUGAUGGUCAUGUAGUUUUUAUUCCUAAUGCCCCAUCUGACAGCUGGCCCCCAGAUGUCAGUGAGGAGAAUGGGGUGCUGAGCAGUGGGAGCAGGGACAGUGCUACAGUUUUUACUUCAGAUUCUUCUGUUAGAGAGAGCAAAACUGGGGUCCCUGAGCCCCUUAACCCUCAAAGCAGCAGCUCAGAAGCAGGAGAAAGGAAAGAAGUCACUACAUGUAUUGCUGAAAAUAGGAAUCUUCUAGAAAAUACAGUUAAGACAGAAAGUUCCCCAGCAAAAACAGUUUGUCUUCUUGGUGUCCCAACCUCUGUAUACCCAGAGACAACUCUGAAUGCAGCCCACCAGCCAGCACUACCCAGUACCAGUUUCCAGGACUCGAGUAUGUUGGGUGCAGAUGUGGAGUCACCCUCAGCUGCCCCACCUCCCACUGACAGCUUGUGGUUGUUGAACACCCCCCCGAAAGUGCCUGAUAAGAACACCUGCCCCAGUGUGAUCCCCAAGUCUGUCUCCACACAUUCUGAGGAUACACCUUCUGCACAGGAGGGACUGGAGAACCACCAGGUGGAAAGAACAGAAGAAAGGACAGAACCCAAGCCCAUCAUUUUACCCAAGCCGAAGCACGUGAGGCCCAAAAUCAUCACCUACAUCAGGAGGAGUCCGCAGGCCCUCAGCCAGGUGGACACUUCACUGGUCCCAGUGGGGCUUCCUUACACUCCGCCCACAUGUAACACACCUCUUCCCAAAGAGGAGAAGGUGGCAGGUGGUGAUCUGAAGCCAGCUGCCGGCCUCUACGAGAAGUUCAGGCCAGACUUGCAGAAACCACGGGUCUUCAGUCCUGGAUUGAUGGUAUCUGGGAUCAAACCCCCAGGACACCACUUCAGUCAAAUCAGUGAAAAGUUUUUGCAGGAGGUCACAGAAUGCCCUGGAAAAGAAGAAUUUUGCCCUCCUACCUAUGCACACUAUGAAGUUCCUUCCACUUUCUACCGCUCAGCCAUGCUCCUUAAGCCCCAGUUGGGAUUGGGUGCAAUGUCCCGUUUACCAUCUGCAAAGAGCAGGAUCCUGAUCGCAAGUCAGAGGUCUUCAGCAAGUGCCAUCCACACACCGGGACCCAUAGCUACAGCUGCCAGUCUCUACAAUUCCGAUCCUACAGAUUUAAAGAAAGCUUCCAGUUCAAAUGCUGCCAAAUCCAGUCUACAGAAAUCUGGACUUCGACCUCCUGGGUAUUCACGUCUUCCAGCAGCCAAACUGGCAGCAUUUGGCUUCAUGCGGAGCUCCAGCGUGUCUUCAGUCUCCAGCACCCAGUCUGUGGACAGCGCACAGCCCGAGCAGAACAGGCUGGCCAACCGCUCAACCUUUGGGAACGAAGACCAGCCGGCCCUGAAGGCAACUCUGCCUUCCAAAGACACUCCCAAGGGAGCCGGCCGGGUAGCCCCUCCAAUAUCCUCCAGUGUGACAACACCCCGCAGGAGUUUGCUUCCAGCACCAAAAUCUGUGUCCACACCUGGAACAAAGAAAGAACUACAAAAAGAUCAAGAUUCUAAUAAGCCUGCUGUUUCAUCCCCGAAGAGAGUGGCAGCUUCAACCACCAAGCUUCACUCACCAGGAUACCCCAAGCAGAGGAGCACAGCUCCCCGGAAUGGGUUUUCCCCCAAGCCGGACCUGCAGGCCCGUGAGGCCGAACGGCAGCUGGUUCAGCGGCUCAAGGAGAGGAGUGAGCAGCAGACCAGGCACCUGGGCCUCAUGCAGGCGGAGCUGAGACGGGCCAUUCGUGGCUUCCAGGCGCUUGCGGUGUCCACUCAGCACUUCUUCGGAAAGAGUGAAAGUGCCCUUGUGAAAGGAAAAGAGCUGUCAAUCGAACUUGCAAACAUCAGGGAUGAAGUUGCCUUCAACACAGCCAAGUGUGAGAAACUACAGAAGGAGAAGGAGGAGCUGGAGAGGCGGUUUGAGGAUGAGGUGAGAAAGUUGGGCUGGCAGCAGCAGGCUGAGCUCCAGGACCUGCAAGGGCGGCUGCAGCUACAGUUCCAGGCAGAGGUGACGCGGCUUCAGGAGGAGCACAGUGCCCAGCUGCUGCGGAUCCAGCGUCAGCAUCAGGAGCAGGUAGAAGAUAUCACCACCAGCCAUGAGGCCGCCCUCCUAGAGAUGGAAAAUAACCACACGGUGGCCAUCGCAAUCCUGCAGGACGACCAUGACCACAAAAUGCAAGAACUGAUGUCUACACACGAGCUUGAAAAGAAAGACUUGGAAGACAAUUUUGAAAAGCUACGGCUGUCCUUACAGGACCAGGUAGACACGCUGACCUUCCAGAGCCAGUCUCUGCGGGACCGAGCCAGGCGUUUCGAGGAAGCUUUGAGGAAAAGCACUGAAGAGCAGCUGGAGGUAGCACUGGCUCCCUAUCAACACUUGGAAGAAGACAUGAAGAGUCUGAAGCAGGUCUUAGAGAUGAAGAAUCAGCAAAUACACCAGCAGGAAAAGAAGAUCAUUGAGCUGGAAAAGCUGGCAGAAAAGAACAUUCUCCUGGAGGAGAAGAUCCAAGUACUCCAGCAGCAGAAUGAAGAUCUCAAAGCAAGGAUUGACCAGAAUACCAUGGUCACGAGACAGCUGUCAGAGGAAAACGCCAAUCUCCAGGAGUAUGUGGAGAAAGAGACCCAGGAGAAGAAGAGGUUGAGCCGGACCAAUGAAGAGCUGCUCUGGAAGCUCCAAACUGGGGAUCCAACCAGCCCAGUUAAGCUCUCCCCGACAUCUCCUGUUUACCGCAGCUCCUCCUCCGGGCCCUCCUCACCUGCCAGAGUCAGCACGACGCUGAGAUGAUGCCAUCACACAACCCUCCGGAGCUGCGACUCCUCGUGCACCCUGCGCUUCCAACUGAAGGGGGUCUUGACCGGCGCCCCCAGUAGCAAGCCCUGCGCGCAUGCUCAGUAGCUGCAGAGCGGCACCCUCACGGAGUCUCUUCUUCUGAUCCUGGUGUGAGACUGCCCUGGUAUUCACAUUUAGGGAAGCAUUCACGGUAUUGUCCAAUGUGCAAACAUUUGACCGUAGUUAGACCCAAAAGAAAGAAAUGCUCACUGUUCUUGAAUGAUGAAUUUCACUGCAGAAUUUCAGGUUAGUGACAAAUAGCUCAGUUUGAAAUCUACACUGAAUA
Messenger RNA from Pteronotus mesoamericanus, 4867 nucleotides. RefSeq names its product microtubule associated scaffold protein 2 (gene MTUS2). Gene Ontology annotation, cellular component: cytoplasm; nucleus. Gene Ontology annotation, molecular function: microtubule binding. NCBI's taxonomy places the organism in Eukaryota, Metazoa, Chordata, Mammalia, Chiroptera, Mormoopidae. The transcript has 16 exons. The record is from RefSeq and is a predicted model, not a curated record. Bases 412 to 4536 code for a protein of 1374 amino acids.